Notothenia coriiceps (black rockcod) is the source of this 784-nucleotide messenger RNA. Its product is annotated as FH1/FH2 domain-containing protein 3-like. The record is from RefSeq and is a predicted model, not a curated record. Bases 347 to 784 code for a protein of 145 amino acids. Gene Ontology annotation, cellular component: cytoplasm; cytoskeleton. The transcript is spliced from 4 exons. Gene Ontology annotation, biological process: cardiac myofibril assembly; cortical actin cytoskeleton organization; sarcomere organization. Gene Ontology annotation, molecular function: actin filament binding. NCBI's taxonomy places the organism in Eukaryota, Metazoa, Chordata, Actinopteri, Perciformes, Nototheniidae.
CCCAUCGCUCUCACAGUCCAAGAGUGGCAGUCCGUCCGCAGUCUGCCUCAGCACCUCUAACGCCCGCUAUGCCCUUGGAUACUGCAACCCUGCUCACUUCCACACCGAUUAUCCGUGAAUCUUAACGGGGUACCCUGGAUCUUUACUACUGGAGUGUUGCGUUCACUGUCCUGAGUCCUCUGCGCUGCGAAUGGAGAAGGUCCAAGGAUAACAGAGGGGUGCAGGACUGUGCUACUGCAGAAGACCUGCCGGUAGUUCGCUGCCCGGGGGGCUGCCAUUUCUGUCAGGGGCUGUGGUGUCGCAUCCACCGUUUUAAUUAUCUAAAAUCGCCUUGCAUGGAUGCAGCAUGGCUACGUUUAUAUGCAGGGUGCAGUUCUUAGAUGAUACUGAUCCAUUUAACAGCACCAAUUUCCCCGAGCCCACCAGGCCACCACUUUUCACUUUCAGGGAAGAUAUUCCUCUGAUAAAUCAGAUUGCUGGAAUCCACAGACUGCUAAAAGCCCCACACAAGCCUGACGACUGUGCCCUUCAGCUGUCCCAUAAUGGAAGCUACCUGGACUUGGAGUCUACGCUGGCAGAGCAGAAAGAUGAACUGGAGGGAUUUCAGGAGGAAGGAGGGAGGGGGAAGAAACACAGCGUUAUUCUUCGAACACAUCUGUCCAUCAGAGUUCACGCCUGCAUAGAUGAGCUCAACCUUGUCUGGACCGGACACCAGCAGGUGCCCAACUCUGUCAGGUGUCCACGUGCCAGUGCACCGGACAUCGGUAUCUGGGAGAAGACAUGA